AUGAAUUCUAACAAAGUUGUGGUUAUCGGGUUCGGUCUUCUUCUCCUUGCUUUCCUUCAUGCCGUCGUGGUGCCUCCAUCCAUGGCUGCAGUCCCGUUGAUCCCACGCUCGCACCUGCAGGAGAUGGCAGGCGGAGGCAGCGCAUUAUCCACAGUUGAGCCAUUGGGAUGGGGCAAGAAGUGUCACACGGUUGAUACAAGCUGCCCGUCUAAAUUCUGCUGUUCUUGCUCAAUAGGUUCUUGCGGAGCCUGCUGCGGCUAA
Molecule: messenger RNA, 261 nt
Organism: Linum trigynum
Lineage: Eukaryota; Viridiplantae; Streptophyta; Magnoliopsida; Malpighiales; Linaceae
Source: the annotation of a GenBank genome assembly